AUGGUCAAGACUACUUACCUUCUUACGCUCUUUGCGGCCGUGAGCUUGGCUGCGCCUGUGCCUUCGGGCCAGGAUAAUGCGCAGGUGCGCCGUGAUGGUCAUGGAAACCUCAUUGGCGCUGGUGCUGAUGGCAGCGUCAACCAGAUCCUAAGCUCGCUGGCUCCCCGGGGACAGAGCCGUGGCAACAAGCCGGACCUGAUUAGCAGUCUGCCCAUCGUCGGUGGUCUGCUCGGUGGGAAAUCAAAGAACAAGGGUCGCGACUUGGACAGCAGCCAAGGUGGCCUCCCUAUUUUGAGCGGCUUGCUCGGUGGAGGAAAAGGCAAGCGAGACUACGGACAAAAUGAUGGCCAGAAUUUCGGCCAGAAUGCCGGUCAAAACCUCGGGCAAAAUGGUGGUCAGAACGAAGGCCAGAAUGAGGGCCAGAACGAAGGCCAGAAUGAGGGAGAGAACGAAGGCCAGAACGAGGGCCAAAAUGCUGCCCAGAACGGUGACGAGAACCAGCGUCGUGACUUGGGCAGUGACCUCAGUAGCCUCCCGAUCGUUGGCGGACUCUUGGGUGGUGACAAGGACAAGAAGAAGGGUGAUGGUGAGAAGGUUGACCAGAAGCACGAGGCGCGUCAGCUCAAGGGCGUCGAGAAGUUCCUGCACGGCCUGACCAGCGGUGGUCCCGUGACCAAGAGCCAGCGCCGUGACCAGAUGGAGAACCCCCAGUUUGGUCCUCUCAGCGGUGUUGUCGAUAAAGCUGUCGCCGAUGGAUACACUGCUGCUGAUGAAGCUAUGCCGAUGCGCCGUGAUAUGGACGAGGGCGAGAAGAGCCCGCUCAGCGGGUUGACUGGGAAGGGCGGCCUCGGCUCUCUGUUCAAGACCGGUCACCAUGGCUUUGGUAUCGGACCGCAACGCCGUGACGUCCACGAGCACGAGGAACGCGGCCAGAAGCCUAUCCAGGGCUCCACAUUGAUGGAUGUUCUGUUCAAGGGCGGUGCUAUCGGCAAGCUGACCAAGGGCCUUUCUCCCAAGCCUGCUGGUGGUGCUAAGGGCGCUGGCGGUGCUGGUGGUGCUAAGGGUGGUCAGUAG
Molecule: messenger RNA, 1074 nt
Organism: Penicillium alfredii
Lineage: Eukaryota; Fungi; Ascomycota; Eurotiomycetes; Eurotiales; Aspergillaceae
Exons: 7
Coding region: 1-1074 (357 amino acids)
Source: RefSeq, a predicted model, not a curated record